Molecule: messenger RNA, 1418 nt
Organism: Xenopus laevis (African clawed frog)
Lineage: Eukaryota; Metazoa; Chordata; Amphibia; Anura; Pipidae
Gene: hnrnpab.L
Product: heterogeneous nuclear ribonucleoprotein A/B L homeolog
Exons: 8
Coding region: 187-1110 (307 amino acids)
Biological process (GO): regulation of gene expression
Cellular component (GO): chromatin; nucleus; nucleoplasm
Molecular function (GO): RNA binding; nucleic acid binding
Source: RefSeq, a predicted model, not a curated record
AUAGCAAGCGCUGAUCAAUGUAAUGGCCGUGGCGCGCUAGCCAACCAGAGCGCGUUAUGUUUCGGGGUGCGGCGAUCCGGCUUCUAUAAAGGAAGCCACGAGUUGGCAUUGUCGGGAGAGUCCAUCUUGGAGGAAUUUGGCGAUUGUUGGCGCUUGUGCUUUCAGUGACUUCUCAAAAGCAUCACCAUGUCCGACACCGAGCAGCAGUGUCUAGAAACGAACGCCGAGAACGGCCACGAAGCUUGCGAUGCGGAGGCAGCCGAGGAUAAGGCGCCCGCAGGCCAAAACGGCGCGGAAGGCGAACAGAUAAACGCGAGCAAAGGCGAAGAUGACGCAGGCUGCGUAGCUGAUAUUUCUUCCCCUUUAACUGAAGGAGUGAAAAUGUUUGUUGGUGGCUUGAGCUGGGAUACAAGCAAAAAGGACUUGAAAGACUACUUUGCAAAGUUUGGUGAGGUGUCUGACUGCACAAUUAAGAUGGACCCAAAUACAGGAAGAUCUCGAGGUUUUGGAUUUAUUCUGUUUAAAGAUGCGGAGAGUGUGGACAAGGUAUUGGAGCAUAAAGAACACAGACUAGAUGGCAGAUUAAUUGAUCCCAAGAAGGCCAUGGCAAUGAAAAAGGAUCCAAUAAAGAAAAUAUUUGUUGGUGGGCUCAAUCCAGAAGCAGGAGAAGACCAAAUAAGAGAAUACUUUGAAACUUUUGGAGAGAUUGAAGCGAUUGAGCUUCCAAUGGAUCCAAAAACAAACAAGAGGAGGGGCUUUGUUUUCAUUACAUUUAAGGAAGAGGAUCCCGUGAAAAAGAUCUUGGAGAAAAAAUUCCACAAUGUCAGUGGAAGCAAGUGUGAGAUAAAGAUUGCACAACCAAAAGAAGUGUAUCAGCAACAGUAUGGCGGCAGAGGUGGUAGCUUUGGUGGAAGAGGCGGCAGAGGGGGGAAAGGUCAAGGCCAAAAUUGGAAUCAAGGCUACAAUUACUGGAAUCAGGGCUAUGGCAACCAAGGUUAUGGAGGAUAUGGACAGCAAGGAUACGGAGGCUAUGGAAAUUAUGAUUAUUCUGGUUAUGGCUAUUAUGGAUAUGGACCAGGCUAUGACUACAGUUUUUUAAUCAAUAGGUAAAAACUGAACAGAUUUGGGGGUCUGCUUAAAGCUGCAACUUUGCAUCGAGGGACUGCCUCUUGGAGAUAAGUAUGGACUUACUCCAGUUGUACAGAUUGACUCAUCCUAGGGAACCCGUGUCACUUUCCACCUUUUUAUUUUAUAUUGUUUUGUCAUACAUUUCCAGUAUUGGAAGUGUUAAAUUUUACUGUACUUUUUGGUACCUUUUUGGAAUCUAAUGUAUUGUAAGGUAUUUUACAUGUGUUGAUUCACCAUAACAUGGAUAUUAAAGCUAUCCUAGCUUUUGAAAUAAAACAAACUUUGAGUAA